Molecule: messenger RNA, 477 nt
Organism: Pestalotiopsis fici W106-1
Lineage: Eukaryota; Fungi; Ascomycota; Sordariomycetes; Amphisphaeriales; Sporocadaceae
Exons: 1
Coding region: 1-477 (158 amino acids)
Molecular function (GO): dioxygenase activity
Source: RefSeq, a predicted model, not a curated record
AUGAAUUAUUAUGCUCCCAUCUCCACGGAGAAGCGCGCCACCGGCAAGUACCGUCGUGUUUGGCCACACACGGAUUUUGGAGUGAUCACGCUCCUCUUCCAGGACGAUGCGGGCGGUCUCGAGGUGCAAGACCGCUACAGCUCCAAGCCCGAUUCUUUCAUCCCCAUCGUGCACGAGCACCCCACCGAGGUGAAUGUCUAUGUGAGCAACAGUCUCGAGUACAUGACGAACAACUAUCUCAAAGCGGGCCUGCACCAAGUUGCUACCCCGAUCGAUAUGCAAGACGUGGCCAAGGGCACCCUACCAGAGCGUCAAUCCCUUGCAUGCUUCAUCAAGCCUAGACGCGAGGUCAACGUUGGACCGAUGAAGCAAUUUAUCACGGCGGAGAGACCUAGGGCCUACGAGGACUUGACAGGCCUAGAGCUUCACAGGGUCAGAGUUGGAAAGCUGUACGGAGCUCCCGUUGAAGCGUACUAA